AAACUAGCGAUUUUCAUGCAAAAACAUUUACUCUCUGACCAUUACUCCAUAAAAACUCCCGCCAGAGUACCAAUCAGAAUUUGCCUUCCCCUUCAAUCCGAACAAACGUCAAACAUUAUCGGACACCUCGGCCGCCGAAAACCAUGGUGGGUUCUUCUUCCGACAAGCAUAUAGUGAUGCUUCCGAUGAUCGCUCACGGCCAUCUCAUCCCAUUUCUCGCACUUGCAAGAGAAAUCCACCGACAGAAAGGCUUCACCAUCACCAUGGCAAAUUUUUUCAGCCGCAGAUUUCAAAAUCUUUGCAGUCAUUCGGGUGUUUGUGCAACACUGUUGAAGAGAUUGAGCCUAUUGCACUUGAAUGGCUGAGAAAAUACAUGAAAAUCCCUGUUUGGCCAAUUGGUCCUCUGCUUCCUUCGGCUCUGUUAAACAAGUCAUCUUCUUCGGCUGGGUAUUUUUACCAACACCGAGCGGGCAAACAACCAGGGAUCUCUGUAGAAAAAUGUAUCAAGUGGCUUGAUUUGCAGAAACCUGAUUCGGUUCUUUACAUAUCGUUUGGAUCACAAAACACAAUCAGUCAAGCACAGAUGAAAGCGUUAGCUUCUGGUUUGGAAGAAAGCGGUGUUCUGUUCAUCUGGGUCAUAAGACCUCCGCUGGGCUUCGACCUGAGAGGCGAAUUUAAACCAGAAUGGCUACCGGAGGGAUUCGAAGAGAGGACAAGGGAGAAAAAACAGGGUUUGUUGGUGAAAAACUGGGCGCCCCAGUUGGAUAUUUUGUCACACAAAUCAACCGGAGCAUUUGUGAGUCAUUGCGGGUGGAAUUCAGUAACGGAAAGCUUGAGCCAGGGAGUGCCGAUCAUAGGGUGGCCCAUGGCAGCAGAGCAGGCAUACAAUUCGAAGAUGUUGGUGGAGGAAAUGGCGGUGAGUGUGGAGCUGACGAGAGGGCUGCAGAGUGAAAUCAGAGGGGAGGAGGUGAAGGAGGUAAUAGAAACGGUGAUGGGGGAGAAGGGGAAAGGAGCGGAGAUGAGGAAGAAGGCGACGGAGGUUGCAGAGCGGAUAAAGGCGGCGAUGAAUGAGGAAGGAGAUGAAAAAGGGUCAUCAAUCAAAGCCCUGGAUGAUUUUAUUUCGGCUGUUUAUGUUGAAGCAAAGCGAAAGGAAAUUUGCAGCUAGGUCCCAAUGUUCAUUGUUUUGAGUGAAUAGGACCCAAUGCCAUUGAAAUAAGCAUUUGUCAUUGAAGAGUGAAGAACGAGAUUAUUGCAGAAUCAUCAUCAUUAUCUAGAAAUUCAGAUUAUGUUUUAUUUUAAAACUCAAUUCAAACCAGAGAUGCUGUCUCGGUUCAUCCUACAAAUGAGAAUUCUUUUAUUGGUGUUUUUAUUUUUUUGGGUACAUAAAAAUUUGGUGUGAUU
This is a messenger RNA of Rubroshorea leprosula, 1401 nucleotides long. The record is from the annotation of a GenBank genome assembly. NCBI's taxonomy places the organism in Eukaryota, Viridiplantae, Streptophyta, Magnoliopsida, Malvales, Dipterocarpaceae.